CCGUGCCUUGGCUUUCCACUAACGUCUUCCUGACGAGAAACACGUGGAUUUCCACUGAUGCCAGAUAGAAACAACAACAACAACAACAACAACAACAUGGCAAGCCAGGGGCUCGUCUACGACGGCUGCAAUUUUUUCAGACAGCGCCUGGUGUUAUCUACACUCAGCGGGAAACGUGUCAAAAUCAAAAACAUCAGAUGGAAAGACGACGAGCCCGGAUUGCGCGAAUUUGAGGCCAGUUUCGUCAGACUUCUAGACAAAGUAACCAAUGGUUCUAGAAUAGAGAUCAACCAAACAGGCACCAUGUUGUUCUACCAGCCUGGGUUGCUGUAUGGGGGUGCUGUAGAACACGACUGCAACCCGCAGCGGUCCAUCGGAUACUACCUGGAGGCCCUGCUCAUGCUGGCUCCAUUUAUGAAGACACCUUUAAAGGCCACUCUGAGGGGAGUCACCAAUGACCCAACUGACCCAACAGUGGACCUGCUGAAGGCCACAGCCAUCCCUCUGAUGAAGAAGUUUGGCAUUGAAGGAGACGGAUUUGAUCUCAAGGUGGUAAAGAGGGGGAUGGCACCUGGUGGUGGAGGAGAGGUUGUCUUCACAUGUCCAGUCUGCAAGACUGGCAAACCAGUUCAACUGACUGACCCAGGGAAGAUCAAGAGGCUCAGAGGAGUGGCGUAUUCGGUCAGGGUUUCCCCUCAGAUGGCAAACAGGCUUGUGGACUCGGCCAGAGCUGUUCUUAAUCUGUUCCUUCCAGAUAUUUACAUCUACACAGACCACAUGAAAGGAGCCAACUCUGGCAAGUCUCCUGGUUUUGGGUUGAUGCUGGUGGCAGAGAGCCUGAAUGGUACCAUCCUCAGUGCCGAGAUGGUGUCCACACCACAGGGGCAGGGUGAACCUGUACUCCCAGAGGACCUCGGCAGGAACUGUGCCAAGCUUUUAUUGGAGGAGAUCCAUCGGGGCGGCUGUGUGGACUCGUCCAAUCAGAGCCUGGCCUUGCUCUUGAUGACCCUUGGCCAACCAGACGUGUCUAAAGUUCUGCUUGGACCGCUCUCCCCAUACACGAUCGAGUUCCUCAGACACAUUAGAGACUUCUUCCAGCUCACGUUCAAGAUUGACACCCAGAAGCCUUCAGAAGAUGAAAGAAAAGGGGGAGACAAAGUCCUGAUGACCUGUGUAGGAGUUGGUUAUAGCAACAUAAGCAAAACCCUUAAAUGAUUUUAUAAAUGUGUACGUUUUUAUUUUCACAAGUCCAAAAAUGGUGAACUGUGCUGGACACUUGUUUUCUACUGAACUGUAUUACAUUGGGCAAGAUCAAAACACUGACUAAGAAAGUGUUCAAUUAC
Molecule: messenger RNA, 1343 nt
Organism: Thalassophryne amazonica
Lineage: Eukaryota; Metazoa; Chordata; Actinopteri; Batrachoidiformes; Batrachoididae
Gene: rcl1
Product: RNA terminal phosphate cyclase-like 1
Exons: 9
Coding region: 58-1215 (385 amino acids)
Biological process (GO): endonucleolytic cleavage of tricistronic rRNA transcript (SSU-rRNA, 5.8S rRNA, LSU-rRNA); ribosome biogenesis
Cellular component (GO): nucleolus
Molecular function (GO): RNA endonuclease activity
Source: RefSeq, a predicted model, not a curated record